Molecule: messenger RNA, 1499 nt
Organism: Varanus komodoensis (Komodo dragon)
Lineage: Eukaryota; Metazoa; Chordata; Lepidosauria; Squamata; Varanidae
Gene: NOB1
Product: NIN1 (RPN12) binding protein 1 homolog
Exons: 9
Coding region: 13-1284 (423 amino acids)
Biological process (GO): ribosomal small subunit biogenesis; maturation of SSU-rRNA
Cellular component (GO): preribosome, small subunit precursor
Molecular function (GO): RNA endonuclease activity
Source: RefSeq, a predicted model, not a curated record
GAGGCUGGGAAGAUGGCUCCCGUGGAGCACGUCGUGGCCGAUGCCGGCGCUUUCCUGCGAGGAGCCCCGCUCCAGGAGAUCGGCCGGAACAUCUAUACGAUCCGAGAGGUGGUGACUGAGAUCCGGGACAAGGAGACCAGGCAGAGGCUGGCCGUACUCCCCUAUCAGCUCCACUUCAAGCAGCCUUUCCCCGAAUACGUGCGCCUGGUGACAGAAUUUUCCAAGAAGACAGGCGACUACCCUAGUCUUUCCGCCACAGAUAUCCAAGUUCUGGCCUUGACGUACCAGCUGGAAGCGGAGCAUGUUGGGGUGGCACACCUGAGGAAGGAUCCCGAGCAAAAGGUGACACUCAACUCGACCACCCAGCACCCUGAGGCGAUGGUGCGCAUCGCUGGCUUCCACCUCCCUUCCAAGGCCCAGCGCUCUGGAGGGGAGCAGUGCCCCUCAGCUGUGGACAGCAGAGGAAGCGGAGGUGCCGCAGGGCCAGAAGCCUCCGAGUUCAGCUCCUUCCUCUUCUGGAGGACCCCCCUGCCCAGCAUCGAGGAGGAUCUGCGGGGCCUGCUGCAGGCGGAUGCUGUCCAGGCCGAGCUGGAGCAGCCCGGCAGCCGGGAGAGCGACGAGGAGGCAGCCAGCACAGAGGAGGAGGAGGAGGAGGAGAAGGAGGGGUGGAUCACGCCCAGCAACCUGAAGCAGGUCCAGCAGGAGCUGGGGCAGGGGGACGAGCCGGCUGGCGUGCAGGUCGGCUGCGUCACCACCGACUUCGCCAUGCAGAACGUUCUGCUGCAGAUGGGGCUGCGUGUCCUGGCCGUGGACGGGCUGCGGAUCCGGCAGGCCCGCAGCUAUCUCCUGCGCUGCCACGGGUGCUUCAGGACGACCUCCGACAUGAACCGCCUCUUCUGCCCCCACUGCGGGAACAAGACACUGAAGAAGAUGGCGGUGACGGUGCAGGACGACGGGAGCCUCCAGCUGCACUUCUCCCGGAACCCAAAGGUCUUGAACCCACGAGGACUCCGGCACCCGCUUCCUGCGCCUCAGGGGGGCAAGCACGCGAACAACCCCCACCUGACCGAGGACCAGCGCUUCCCCCAGCAGCGGCUCUCGCGCAAGGCCCGGCAGAAGACCGAUGUCUUCCACCCGGAUUACGUCGCGGGGCUGUCUCCCUUCGUGGAGAACGACAUCUACAGCCGAGCCGCCAACCUCCGGAUCCGGGACGCGGCGCUGGGCGCAGGCAGGAGGCGCCUGAAUCCCAACACGGCCACCAAAAAGUUUGUGAAGAAGAGGUGAAGUGGGGAGGGGCAGCAGCCCUGCCACGCAGCCCCCGGGUGGCGAAAGGCCGGCCUCGCUUUCCAGCGGCCCCCGGGAAGGCUGGCCUUGCCGCCACAGAAGCCGCAGGCAGGCGGGACGUGGCUGGCCUCUCCGGAGGAGGCAGGAGGCUCGGAGCGCCUCCUAGACAAUCGGCAGAGCAGCAGCGGUGUUCCUAAUAAAGGGGGCUCUCUCCA